Messenger RNA from Arvicola amphibius (Eurasian water vole), 1278 nucleotides. RefSeq names its product Rh associated glycoprotein (gene Rhag). Gene Ontology annotation, biological process: ammonium transmembrane transport; ammonium homeostasis. NCBI's taxonomy places the organism in Eukaryota, Metazoa, Chordata, Mammalia, Rodentia, Cricetidae. Gene Ontology annotation, molecular function: ammonium channel activity. The coding region runs from base 1 to 1278 and encodes 425 amino acids. Gene Ontology annotation, cellular component: plasma membrane. The record is from RefSeq and is a predicted model, not a curated record. The transcript is spliced from 10 exons.
AUGAGGUUUAAAUUCUCUCUCAUGGCCAUAGGCCUGGAAGUUAUUAUAAUUGUCUUAUUUGGAUUAUUUGUUGAAUACGAGACGACCCAGCAGGUCAAUGCUACAAGAUCCACAAAGACGGACCAAUUUCUUCAGUUGUAUCCCUUGUUCCAAGAUGUCCAUGUCAUGAUAUUCGUUGGGUUUGGCUUCCUCAUGACCUUCCUGAAGAAAUAUGGCUUCAGCGGUAUUGGUUUCAACCUCUUUCUCGCUGCUCUGGGCCUUCAGUGGGGCACGAUUGUGCAGGGACUCCUCCAUGACAAAGGACAGAAAUUUCACAUUGGAAUCAAAAAUAUGAUAAACGCAGACUUCAGUACAGCCACUGUUCUGAUUUCUUUUGGCGCUGUUCUGGGUAAAACAAGCCCCGUCCAAAUGAUGAUCAUGACAAUUCUAGAAAUUGCUGUCUUUGCUGGCAAUGAACAUCUGGUUACUAGCCUGUUUCGGGCCUCUGACACUGGGGCAUCAAUGACAAUCCAUGCUUUUGGAGCCUACUUUGGCUUAGCUGUAGCAGGUGUCUUAUAUCGGCCUGGCCUCCGAUGGGAACAUAAAAAUGAAGAAUCUGUGUACCACUCUGACUUGUUUGCCAUGAUAGGAACACUUUUCCUUUGGAUAUUUUGGCCCAGCUUUAAUUCAGCCAUUGCUGUAACUGGGGAAAAACAGUACAGGGCCAUUAUCAACACUUAUUUGUCCCUUGCUGCCUGUGUGAUCGUAGCCUAUGCCUUGUCCAGCCUUGUUGAACGCCGAGGCAGGCUGGAUAUGGUUCACAUUCAGAAUGCCACUCUGGCAGGAGGUGUCGCUGUGGGCACAUGUGCAGACAUGGAAAUCCCCCUCUUUGCUGCUAUGGCCAUUGGAAGCAUUGCUGGGAUCAUCUCUGUGCUUGGAUACAAGUUCCUUAGUCCACUGUUAGCUAAUAAACUGAUGAUCAAAGAUACAUGUGGAGUCCAUAACCUGCACGGCUUACCUGGGGUCUUCGGAGGCCUUGCCAGCAUUUUGGCCAUAUACUUGGGAAAGUCUACAGUGUCUACCAUGGCUAUGCAGGCAGCAGCACUGGGUUCCUCCAUUGGCUCAGCAGUUGUUGGCGGUUUGGUUACAGGUCUAAUUCUGAAGUUACCUAUCUGGGAUCAGCCCCCUGAUGAGUACUGCUUUGAUGAUUCUGUUUAUUGGAAGGUUCCCAAGGUCAGAGAACUUGAUCCUCAGUUCUUUCAGCACGCGAAUCACAAUCACCUGGAGCAUGAAGUCUAA